This is a messenger RNA of Salmo salar (Atlantic salmon), 3597 nucleotides long. Its product is annotated as serine/threonine-protein kinase Sgk1. Gene Ontology annotation, molecular function: protein serine/threonine kinase activity; ATP binding. The record is from RefSeq and is a predicted model, not a curated record. Gene Ontology annotation, biological process: protein phosphorylation. NCBI's taxonomy places the organism in Eukaryota, Metazoa, Chordata, Actinopteri, Salmoniformes, Salmonidae.
CAGCGCACUGGGUAGGUGUUUAAAACGGAUCGUUUUCGCGGGCAGGGCUCUCUCUGUACGCAUGAAGUGGAGAAAUUGGUUCUAGGGCAACCAGCGUGUCUUCUUCAUAACGGAGCUCUCUAUUUCAACUGGGUUUUUUCCCCCAAGUGGAUUUAUAUUUUUUGUUCACUAUGGCUGUUACCGAGGCUCCAUGCGACCUGUCUUAUUGCAAGAUGAGGGGAAUUGUGUCAGUUCUCACUGCUUUUAUCAAGGAGAGGAAAAUGGGUCUGAAUGACUUAAUCUCAAAGCUGGUGUCAAACCCACAUAUCUGUCAUCACUCUGAAGUUGACUUCCUGAAGAUCGAUGAGAACCAGAAUGAAGAGCUGGAUGAGGAUGAACUUCUGAAUCCGAUGUGCCUGACGUUCCCCAGAAGCUCUCUAGCUGAGGAGUUGGCGAUCAAACCAAGUGAUUUCGACUACCUGAAAAUCAUUGGCAAAGGGAGCUUUGGGAAAGUCCUGCUGGCUCGUCACCGGGACAGCAACGAGUAUUACGCCGUCAAGGUUCUGCAGAAGAAAAUCAUCUUGAAGAAGAAAGAGCAAAAGCAUAUCAUGGCGGAGCGAAGUGUCCUGAUGAAGAAUAUCAAACAUCCUUUCCUGGUGGGGCUGCACUUUUCCUUCCAGACUACUGACAAACUCUACUUUGUCCUCGACUACGUGAAUGGAGGAGAGUUGUUCUACCAUCUACAGAGAGAGAGGGUGUUCCUAGAACCCAGAGCCAGGUUCUACGCUGCAGAGAUCGCCAGUGCUCUGGGAUACCUCCACUCCCUGCAUAUUGUUUACAGAGAUCUGAAGCCUGAGAAUAUCCUGCUAGCCUCUACGGGACACAUCGUCCUGACAGACUUUGGCCUCUGCAAAGAGGGCCUGGCGCCCACUGGGACCACCACAACCUUCUGUGGAACGCCAGAGUACCUGGCCCCCGAGGUGCUGCAGAAGCAGGCGUACGACCGCACAGUGGACUGGUGGUGCCUGGGUUCAGUGCUGUACGAGAUGCUCUACGGACUGCCACCCUUCUACAGUCGUAACACAGCUGAGAUGUACAACAAUAUCCUGAACAAGCCUCUGAUACUGAAGCCCAACGUGUCCAACUCAGGCAGGGAACUGUUGGAGGGACUCCUGCAAAAGGACCGCACCAAGAGGCUGGGAGUAAAAGAUGAUUUUAUGGAGCUGAAGUGCCACACCUUCUUCUCACCCAUCAACUGGGAUGACCUGAUGGCCAGGAAGAUCACACCACCCUACAUUCCCUCUGUGAGCGGGCCCACGGACCUCAGGCACUUUGACCCAGAGUUCACCCACCUCCCUGUGACCUCGUCGCUGUGCAACACGGACGGCCUGCUGGUGACCAGUAGCAUCAAGGAGGCAGCCGGAGCCUUCCCAGGCUUCUCCUAUGGACCCACUGACGGCUUCAUGUGAGGGACUCCUCUAUCCUCAUCACCUCUAUUGAUGAUGAGAGGAUGGAUGGGAACAAAUAGAGACACAAUGGCAGAGACAGGCACCAUGUACUGUAUGAGUGGUGUGGGAGAUGUUCAUGUCUGUUAAUAAGGUUCCUGAACAUGCCUGGGGGGGUCUAGAACUCCAGAUCUCCUGGGAUUGUUGCAUGAGAGGUGUACAUCGCAUGGGACUCCAAUCUUCAAUACCAAUGACCCUACUUACCUGAUGCAAAGUGUGCCAAGGUGGAACGUUAUUUUGUACUACAGGGAGAACGGACGUUUCUCUCUCUAAUCGCUGUGGACCACGACCACUGUCGGAAAGAAGAGUGAAGUAGCUGAAGUUUAACGGCAGCGGAAACCCGAGAGCUGUACUGCGCCGACACGGCUAGGCUGCAUCCAACACAGACUGUAGAGGGCCCUGCCUUCCUGAUCAUUCUGUAUAUAUAUAUUGAAGACUUACAUGUCACAAUGCAUUUGUUGUCGAUUGUUAUGUGAAUGCUGGAUUGCACUUGAGGCAUUAAGGGUGAUUGCAUUGUUUAAGCAUCCACUCUGUCUCAUGUUCAGCUGCAUAUCUGUUCAUCCUCAAAAUCCUUCUACUAAUAUCUGUUCACCCUGAAAAUCAUAUUAUUAAUCUGUUCACCCUCAAAAUCAUUCUACUAAUAUCUGUUCACCCUCAAAAUCCUUCUACUAAUAUCUGUUCACCCUCAAAAUCAUACUAUUAAUCUGUUCACCUUCAAAAUCAUACUAUUAAUAUCUGUUCACCCUCAAAAUCAUAAUAGUAACAUCUGUCCACCAUCAAAAUAUAUUAGCUAAACAAGUAGGAAAACACCAGAAAUGAUCGACAUGAAAUACGUUUGUUUUGGCUCAAAUAAGGUAGCAUCAUACCAUCUGAACUUAAUUAUACUGGUCACCACCUUUUCUCCACAUGCAGACAAUGUUGGAGCCAAAAAAUUACAAUGUAUAGAAAGCAGACACAAAAUAUUGUAUUUUACAAGAAAUCUGCAAUAUAAUUUCAUGUUAUAUUAACUGUAUCUGACCAAAAAGUCCAUUUGGUUUUCCAUUUCCAGGUACUGUUCAUCUUACGACUAUAUUUCAGUCCGAGUAAUUACAAAGUAGUCUUUUAAAAACACAUUUUUUCACUUGACUCCUUAAAACAGAAAGCAAAUAUAAAUAUAUUACCAAGCUCUAAAUAUGUACAACUAUUUAUACAUCUAAACAGAAAUGUACUUCCUAAGUGGGGAAAAAUGUAUUAUUUCCUAACCUUUGUUCUUCUAAUGCCUGCACUUUUACACAUUUACCCACCUAAGACUGUGUUGACAAGCUGUUUGUAGAGGUAAUAUAUUUUUGUCAUAAAUACAGAAGAUGGGGUAAUCCAAUAUUAGGUCUUCUGCUAUAAUAGCACAUAUCAAUGAUUGUUAUUCUUGUGAGUGAAAGUGAUUGCUGUUUUGCUGGCAAAACACUAGAGAAUCCAUUAGAUUGUUAUGUAUAACCAUUUGCGUCGUGUACAGAACUCCAGCUAGAUUGAUAGAAAGGAACUGAAUGGCUUUCAUUUUGUAAAGUGUGCCUGUCUGUCUCAGUCGUGUUAGGAUAGGAAGUCCUGGUCCAUAUGUAUGUGUGUGUGUGUGUGUGUGAUAUCUAUUUCUUCCCUGUUAUCCCCAUGGUCUAGAUCAGUGUUUCCCAAACUCAGUCCUGAGCCCCCCUCCCCCGUGCACGUUUAGUUUUUUUUGCGCUAGAACUACACAGCUGAGUUAAAAUAACCAACUCAUCAAGCUCUGAUUAUUUGCUGUGUAGUGCUAGGACAAAAACCAAAACGUGCACCCGGUGGGGUGAGGUGUGGGGGCAGGACUGAGUUUGGGAAACCCUAGUCUAGACAACAACCUGAAAAGUUGUGCUGCUGCAAUGAUGAGAGCUUAGACUGAAAUUACUCUUUUUAGAUAGUGCUACAGCCAUUCAUUCACUGAUGGCCAUGAAUAGUGUAAUAAACAUCACAGGCUUUCUCCAUGUAUAUGUCAUGACACAUAAUGUACUGUAUGUUUAAAGACCAGAGGACAAAUUCGUAGAAUGGAUAAUUUAAAUAAUGAAUUGUAAUCUCUUUUCAAAAUGGUAAAUAAAAUGUAUUGACCAAAUUCAAA